CACGCUGUCCUGGGGCUGUGCCCCAUGGGGACAGCCAUGGCUGGCUCAGCCCUCGGAGCCAUCCUCGCUGUGCUGGCCUCGCUCAUCAUCACUGCCAAUGCACUGGUGGUCAUCGCUCUCCUCUGCCUCAUCCAGAAGAGCGGCUCCAAGGGGCUCUAUUUUGUCCUCAAUCUCGCCGUUGCGGAUGCCAUGGUUGGCUUCACGGUCACGGGGCUGGUCAUGGAUGAGUUUUCUCAGCCCUUUUAUCCUCCCCAGAUCUUCUGCGUCCUGAGAAUGUCUUUUGUGACCUCCUCUUCUGCUGCCUCUAUCCUAUCCCUGACCCUGAUCGCAUGUGAUAGGCACCUGGCCAUCAGGAAGCCUUUCCACUACUUCCAGCUGAUGACAGGCCUGCGGGUUGGGGUGCACCUGGCGGGGCUCUGGUUGGUGGCUGCCAUCAUUGGCUUCCUCCCAGUCCUCACCCCAGGCUUUCAGAAGGUCACCCAUCAUGAGAAGUGCUCCAUCUUCGGGGUCUUCCACCCCACCUACAUGCUCACUGUCUUCUGCGUCGGCUUCUUCCCAGCGCUCUUCCUCUUUAUUUAUCUCUACUGCGACAUGCUGAAAAUCGCCUCCGUACACGUGCAGCACAUUCAGGAGGUGGAGCAGGCAGGGUUGGCGGGCGCUGCCUGCCCGCCGGCCCGCACCACCAGUGACAUGAAGGCCAUGCGCACUGUGGCUGUGCUCAUCGGGUGCUUCACGCUGUCCUGGCUGCCGUUCUUUGUUGCCAGCAUCGUGCAGACUGUCUGUUCCGAGUGCUUCCCCACCAGGGUCAUCGAGAACUACCUCUGGCUGCUGGGGCUGGGCAACUCCCUCCUCAACCCACUGCUCUACUCUUUCUGGCAGAGGGACGUGCGGCUGCAGCUCUCCCAGCUGGCUGUGGGUGUGAAGAGGAUCCUCCUUCACUCGGGCGACGGCCGCCGCUUCUCCAGCAGAGGCACCAAGUCUGACCCCACUGUGUCCUGCCUGCAGCUCCAGCACUGACAUGGUAAGGAGCGGCUGUCACCAGCUUUCCAGCUCAUCUCCUGCAUCGUGACCAUGAAUUUGGGGCCUGCUGGCUCUGGACGAGGUCACGGACCAGGGUGGGACCAAUCUGGAUGCUAAUUCCACAUUGGCAUGGCCAAAUUCCAGCCUCCCACAGCACGGCCUGGUCGGCACCAGCCCCAGGUACCCCACGUUGGGUUUUGCCUGGAGAGCUCAGCAAGAGCAGCCUGGUGUCUCCCAGAUCCAAGCCCUCAGCGCUCAUUCUGCAAGCCAACAUCCUUUGCCCAUUGCUGCCCAGACUGGCUCCUCCUGCCCUCCCCUCUGCCUGCAGCACCAGCUCUCUGGCAGUAGAUCCUGGGAGGAUGUGUUCGUGUCCGUAAGUCUGUCCUGGACCACAAGCACUGCCAGUCGCUGCCCAUCCUAAACCAAACUCGGGAUCCUACAGCUGCAGCCUGGGCCAUUCCCCAGCCCUGUCCCCUGCAGCCAUGAGGGGCGUGAGUCUGGGCUCUGCCAUGGCACUGGGACCCCCAGGAGGCUCCUGCUGUACCCCAGCAGCAGCGGUAUCCACAUGGAAGCUGGCAGGGUGAGCAGGGCAGCACAGAUGCGGGGCCGCACGGGCUGUGCCAUUGCUGUUUGGCCUGGGCUCUUAAGGGAGUUAAUGAGUAACUGGCUGAAGGAGCAGGAAGAACAGCUGCCUCCAAGCCUGGGAAGCCCCAGGCAGGAGCGGUGUUCUAUCCCACCAGGGCUGUGGGCUGGAUUUGGGACUGCAAGGGUCUCCAUGCACUGACUCGUCCCAUGGGAGUGUUUCCAUGUGCCCUGCCGUGCUGCAGUGCUGGCCAGCCUGUUGGCCCUGCCAGAGACUAUAACCAGAUUUCAUUGAUUCUCA
Molecule: messenger RNA, 1903 nt
Organism: Pezoporus flaviventris
Lineage: Eukaryota; Metazoa; Chordata; Aves; Psittaciformes; Psittacidae
Gene: GPR119
Product: G protein-coupled receptor 119
Exons: 1
Coding region: 25-1017 (330 amino acids)
Biological process (GO): G protein-coupled receptor signaling pathway
Cellular component (GO): membrane
Molecular function (GO): G protein-coupled receptor activity; phosphatidylcholine binding
Source: RefSeq, a predicted model, not a curated record